Molecule: messenger RNA, 1387 nt
Organism: Scheffersomyces amazonensis
Lineage: Eukaryota; Fungi; Ascomycota; Pichiomycetes; Serinales; Debaryomycetaceae
Exons: 1
Coding region: 124-1350 (408 amino acids)
Biological process (GO): cytoplasmic translational initiation
Cellular component (GO): eukaryotic translation initiation factor 3 complex
Source: RefSeq, a predicted model, not a curated record
ACGAUGUGCUCCUGCACACAGCCCCCAGGGAACCGAGUCUGAAAAAUUUUUUACUAUGGGAUUUUUCACCAUCAACCAAAUAAGGCACUAAUCAAAGCUGAUUUAUAGAUAUUUACAGUUAAGAUGGCCUCAGUUAUUGUUGUGGAUAACGAGUUGAAAGACUCGGUCAAAGAGUAUGCACAAAUCAUUGACGGACUUAAUCAAAACCAAGAAUUUUCCGAGUCUUUAACACCAUUAUUAGGAGAUGAUGAACAAAUUAAAGAUGGAAAAUUAUUAAUUGAAAAGAUUUAUGAAGUAUCCCUGAAUUCAACUUUAAGUAAAUUAAGUGAUAGAGAAUUUGAACCUACAUUUUAUCUUUUAAUUCAUAUUUUAUCUGAACUUUCAGGUGAAUCAAUUUCCGUAUUAGAUGAUGAAAAUUCUCCAAUUAUAAAAUUAUUAUUAGAAUUAAAUCCUCAAAGGCAACCAUUAUUAAGAGAUAGAAAAUCAGUUAAAUCAACAACUAUUUUAUCAGUAUUAACUAAUAUCUUUAAUUUAAUUCCAGAAACUUCUACUAGAAGAAUUUUUAUAAUUAAUCAAAUCUUAUCGAUUGUUAAAAAUGCUAAUCUCGAAUUUAAUUUAAUCGAAGAAAAUAUUGGUAAUAACUUAAUUAAUUGGUUAACCAAAGCUCAAGCUUCUGAAUCAGAUAUUAAAUCAAUCUUUUGGAAUUUUAUUUCUUUAGAUUCAGAAUAUUCUUUAAAAUCUUUACAAUUCAUUAAAUCAUUUACUUUACAAUUCCCAUUAUCAAUUCAAGAAUUACAUAAUUUAAUUAAAUUUGCAUUAUCUUCUCCUAUAGUUGAUGUUUCAUUUUUAAUUACUAAUAAUGUCGCACAAGCUUUACAUGCUAAUGCUCAAGAUUCUUUAGCUUUAAUCUUUAAUAAAUUUGUUCAAGGUGAAUUAGUUAAAUUAUCUGAAUCAAUUGAAGAUUUAUCAAUUGAGUUGAUUAAUGAAAAAUCCAGAAUUUUAGCAUUAGCUAAAUUUUUUAGUGAAAAAUCUCAAUUACCAGAUCAUGAUUCAAUAGUAUUUAAAUAUGAUGAAAUUCCUAGUGAAUUAAUUUCUAAUGUUGAAGAUUUUGAACUUUUAUUAGUUAAUUCAAUUAAAGCUAAUGUUAUUGAAGGUAAAUUAAAUCAAUUAGAAAGUACAUUUUAUUUAACUAGAGUUAAUAGAUUUGUUAUUGCAGGUAAUGAACAAACCAAUACAUCUAAUUGGAAUGAAGUUAGACAAGUUUUAUAUGAAUGGAAGAAUUCUUUAACUAACAUUAAUGAAAUUGUUAAAUCUACUAGAGAAAAUAUUGUUAAUAACGGUUCUGCUUAAAGUUAUUAAUUACUUUGUAUAAUAUUAAUAUAAGUAU